This is a messenger RNA of Athalia rosae (coleseed sawfly), 1527 nucleotides long. RefSeq lists its product as uncharacterized. The record is from RefSeq and is a predicted model, not a curated record. The coding region runs from base 349 to 1446 and encodes 365 amino acids. NCBI's taxonomy places the organism in Eukaryota, Metazoa, Arthropoda, Insecta, Hymenoptera, Athaliidae. The transcript has 7 exons.
UUCGGAAAAUCGUGAAUAUAACCUGCGAAUUCUUUCAUGACCAUAGUCAUAGACGUGAAUGCGAGAUAGAUACGGAGUUGAUCGAAAAAAUUUUUUGCGAUAGCGCACGCGUUUGCGUCUGACGAUUUGACGUUUCGGGAAAUUGAUAUGCCGGGAAUAUAGCGAGUCGGGAAUUUGACGGUCGGGAGAAUAACGAUUCCGGAAAAUGACACGUCCGGAAAAAUGGGUGGUCGGGAAUAUAGCGAUUUAAAAAUUUCAACGGUUCGGGAAACGAUGUAACAUCUCUUUGGUGGUAGCUGCAAUGUCCUUUUAUGAAACGUCGACUCAUAGAUAUAAUUCAAGAUAGAAAUGAUAGGUCAGAGAACAGAUUCCUUACGACAAGAAUUACGAGAAACUACCUGGCUGGAGAGAAAGUAUCAUCGUAAUUUGGCAUGGAACAAGAAUCGUCCAGUUCUCGGUGAAAUAAUAGAUAAUGAAUUCUACACGCCAGAAUUUGUCAAGACAAAGGCCAAGGAGCUGAAAAAAAAGUCGUUGUCCAUCAAUGAAUUUCAACAACUUCAAAAUGCGUUUUUACAAAGCAAAGAAAAUAUCAGUGCAUUCUUUAGCAUUGAUAAUAUUUUGGACGCUUUAGUUCGUGAACUUUCUGGUAAUAAUCCUGAGUGUCAGCUAGCCGCGGCAAGUUGCUGCUGCAAUUUGGCUCUGGGUAAUACUAAAACUUGCACCGCGCUGGCUAAGGCAACCGUACCCUAUCUGUUGGCGACUUCAUCUAGUAUCAAUUUUAAUCUCGUGGAUAUCUGCAUCUGGACUAUAGGAAACUUGGCUGCGGGAAGUGAAAAGGCUUUCAAAAUACUAUACGCCCAGGAUUGUUCAAGGAUCUUAGUUUCCCUGCUACAACGAUGCGACCUUGUAUUGUUGCCUUCGGUUAUUUAUGCUAUUAUGCAUUUUACAUAUAUUGGCUACAAAUACAUACAAGAUUCUGAGAUGAUCGAUGUAACAAGGGCAAUUAUUCAGCGGUACACUCAUUACCUUGACCCUAACAUGAUUUGGCUACUGGCGAUAUUAUCCUCAAAAAGCACGUGCAUUGAGUAUAUCCUCCCAUUACUGCCUUCACUUGUUGAAUGGCUACAUGUUGCUGUUAAAACUGAGUCCUCUGACGUUCUUUACACCACAGGUGUUGUCUGGAUUCUGGGAAAUAUUGUUAGUGAAACAUCAGGAGAAGCGGCAAAUAUUUUGCUAAAUAAUCGACAGUACAGCGAUGGAGAAAUGAAACUUCUUUUGGAUAAGUUAUUGCGGCAUCAACAUACCCAUUUACGAAGAGAGACAUUAUGGCUUAUAGGAAAUCUCUACAACCAUUCCAUACCACAGCUUGGUGGGCGAAUACGAGCUCUAAUUUUUGGAUUGUCAUCCUUGCGGAUGGCUGCAUUUUCUAUUGGAGCCUCAUUUUAAACUGGUAUAUACUCAUUGCUUAUAGGAGAUAAAAACGGCGUCUGUUGCGUCUGCAGAAUGGAGGAUGUGCCUGAGGAGCGA